This is a messenger RNA of Sorex fumeus (smoky shrew), 2841 nucleotides long. It is a transcript of the gene SEL1L, whose product is annotated as SEL1L adaptor subunit of SYVN1 ubiquitin ligase. The transcript is spliced from 21 exons. The coding region runs from base 110 to 2494 and encodes 794 amino acids. The record is from RefSeq and is a predicted model, not a curated record. Lineage: Eukaryota; Metazoa; Chordata; Mammalia; Eulipotyphla; Soricidae. Gene Ontology annotation, molecular function: protein binding. Gene Ontology annotation, cellular component: endoplasmic reticulum membrane. Gene Ontology annotation, biological process: ERAD pathway.
GAGCCGAGCAGGAAGAGCAACGGCGAGGCGGUGGCGGUGGCUGAGUUGGUGGCGGUGGCAGCGGCGACAGCGGCAGCUCCAGGGGGUUGGCAGCGGCCCCGAGAGCAGGAUGCGGGUGUGGGUCGGACUGACGCUGCUGCUCUGUGCUGUGUUGCUGCUGGGUUCGGCCUCGGCGUCCUCGGAUGAAGAAGGUGGCCAGGAUGAAUCAUUAGAUUCCAAGACUUCUUUGCCAUCAGAUGAGUCCGUAAAAGACCACAGCACGGCGGGCAGAGUAGUGGCUGGUCAGCUGUUUCUUGACUCAGAAGAAUCCGACUUGGAGUCAUCUCUUCCCGAAGAGGACACCCUCCGAAUCCCAGACGAGGAAUCUGUCUCGGAAGAAAUCAGCUUUCUGGACUCUGCAAAUCCAGACAACAAGGACUAUGAAGAACUAACGGAAGUACAGAAACCAGUUCUGACUGCCAUUGAAGGCACAGCACACGGGGAGCCCUGUCACUUUCCUUUUCUUUUCCUGAAUAAGGAAUAUGACGAGUGUACCUCAGACGGCCGGGACGAUGGAAGGCUGUGGUGUGCUACCACCUACGACUACAAGGCAGAUGAAAAGUGGGGCUUUUGUGAAACUGAAGAAGAGGCUGCUAAAAGACGACAAAUGCAGGAAGCAGAAAUGAUGUUCCAAACUGGGAUGAAAAUCCUCAAUGGAAGCAAUAAGAAAAGCCACAAAAGAGAAGCAUACCGGUAUCUUCAGAAAGCAGCAGGCUUGAACCAUACCAAGGCCCAGGAGAGAGUGUCCUACGCUCUUCUGUUUGGUGAUCACUUGACCCAGAAUGUUCAGGCAGCUAAAGAGAUGUUUGAGAAACUGACCGAGGAAGGCUCUCCCAAGGGACAAACUGCUCUUGGCUUUCUCUAUGCCUCCGGACUUGGUGUUAAUUCAAGUCAGGCAAAGGCCCUUGUAUAUUAUACUUUUGGAGCUCUUGGAGGCAAUCUAAUAGCCCAUAUGAUUUUGGGUUACCGAUACUGGGCUGGCAUUGGAGUCCUUCAGAGCUGUGAAUCUGCACUCACCCACUACCGUCUUGUUGCCAAUCAUGUUGCUAGUGACAUCUCUCUGACUGGAGGCUCAGUAGUACAGAGAAUACGACUGCCUGAUGAGGUAGAAAAUCCAGGAAUGAACAGUGGAAUGCUAGAAGAAGAUUUGAUCCAGUAUUACCAGUUUCUAGCUGAAAAAGGUGAUGUACAAGCACAGGUUGGUCUGGGCCAGCUGCACCUGCACGGAGGCCGAGGAGUAGAGCAGAACCAUCAGAGAGCAUUUGAUUACUUCAAUUUAGCAGCUAAUGCUGGCAAUUCGCACGCGAUGGCCUUCUUGGGAAAGAUGUACUCAGAGGGAAGUGAUAUUGUACCACAGAGCAAUGAGACAGCUCUUCUCUACUUUAAGAAAGCUGCUGACAUGGGCAAUCCAGUUGGACAGAGUGGGCUUGGAAUGGCUUACCUCUACGGAAGAGGGGUUCAAGUGAAUUACGAUCUGGCGCUGAAGUAUUUCCAGAAGGCAGCUGAGCAAGGCUGGGUGGACGGGCAGCUCCAGCUGGGCUCUAUGUACUAUAAUGGCAUUGGAGUCAAAAGAGAUUACAAACAGGCCUUGAAGUAUUUUAACUUAGCUUCUCAGGGAGGCCACAUCUUGGCUUUCUACAACCUGGCACAGAUGCACGCCAGCGGCACCGGAGUCAUGCGGUCCUGCCACACGGCAGUGGAGCUGUUUAAGAAUGUAUGUGAACGAGGCCGCUGGUCUGAAAGGCUUAUGAGCGCCUAUAACAGUUACAAAGACGGUGACUAUAAUGGCGCAGUGAUCCAGUACCUCCUUCUGGCAGAACAGGGCUAUGAAGUGGCGCAGAGCAACGCAGCCUUCAUUCUCGAUCAGAGGGAAGCGACCAUUGUGGGCGAGAAUGAAACUUACCCCCGAGCUCUGCUACACUGGAAUAGGGCCGCCUCUCAGGGCUAUACUGUAGCAAGAAUUAAGCUGGGAGACUACCAUUUCUAUGGAUUUGGCACUGAUGUAGAUUACGAGACUGCGUUUAUUCAUUAUCGUCUAGCAUCUGAGCAGCAACACAGUGCACAAGCUAUGUUUAAUCUGGGAUAUAUGCACGAGAAGGGACUCGGCAUCAAACAGGAUAUUCAUCUUGCCAAACGUUUCUAUGACAUGGCAGCCGAAGCCAGCCCAGAUGCACAAGUACCAGUCUUCCUAGCGCUCUGCAAAUUAGGCGUUGUCUAUUUCGUGCAGUACAUACGGGAAACAAAUAUCCGAGAUGUAUUUACCCAGCUUGAUAUGGACCAGCUCCUGGGGCCCGAGUGGGACCUUUACCUCAUGACCAUCAUCGCGUUGCUUCUGGGAACUGUUAUAGCUUAUCGGCAACGGCAACACCAGGACAUGCCUCUGCCCAGGCCGCCGGGGCCGCGGCCAGUGCCACCCCAGCAGGAGGGGCCACCCGAGCAGCGGCCUCCACAGUAACAGCCGCCCGGUCCAGCCUUGAUCACUGACCGCCACGGGACUUGCUUGCUGGGAACACUGCGUCGAUCUGGGACUCGGGAUCAGCGGCCACCUCCUGGAAGAGGCACAAGGAAUCGUCGGAUUCCUGAAGCUGCUUAGAAUCUGAUGCCUUUAUUUUCAGGGAUAAGUAACUCUUACCUAAACUGGGUUGAAUGUUUGUUUCAAUGCUGUAUGAAUAACAACUCUCAGUGGCUUUCCCUUUCUCUUUUUUUCUGGAAACAUGAGACAAAGAAAUGUCUCUGUAUCUGGUUCUCUGUCUCUUGGUCUCUGUCUGUCUGUGUCUGUCUCUCUUCUCUUCUCUUCUCUUC